Messenger RNA from Arabis nemorensis, 480 nucleotides. Lineage: Eukaryota; Viridiplantae; Streptophyta; Magnoliopsida; Brassicales; Brassicaceae. The record is from the annotation of a GenBank genome assembly.
AUGUUUCUUUUAGCCUCGGCCUCCACACAAUACAUCGACGCCAUUUGCCAACAAAAACCAGUCAUCGACAAAGGCUUCUGCGUCCAAACUUUGAACGGAUUUCUUCCGGCUGCUUCUGCCACCACCACGUUACAAGCGGCUCAAGCCGUGCUCCGCCUCGGCCUAUCCUAUGCCGCUAAAUCUGCGGCUGCCAGUGCAAAAGCGGCAACGGAGAAUCCAAAUCUGAGGAACCAGUUCGAGAGUUGUCAACAUGAAUUUGCGGUCAUUAUAGCCAAUCUCAAGAGUACCGCCUUUGAACUCAAGGAAGACCCAGUGACCGCAAACUAUGAUGUCGCUGUCUCUAUCGACAGCAUCAUCAGAGUGAGAAAUUUGGUCGGCCAAUAUAGCGACAAGGAUUCAAAGAAUGUGAUUAUCAUGACAUCGAUGAUGGANAAGUUUNUUGANAUCGNCNAUGGAGCCNCCNUANCUNUUGGUNGGUAA